CUUGCAUAAAAUUCCGCCAGGAUGUUCAUGCACCAUCGCCUUCAUGGACUAAUCUUCGCUAGGAUUUUCUCGCUGCAGCGCAGCCUCAUGAAGGGACCACAAGACAGGACUUCCCCAUUGGUCUGGAAGCAAUCUCAUCCUGACCAGACCGUCGGAACAUGCCGCAAAUCGAGUCUAUUGGCGGAGCAGCGGGAGCAGUCGAAUCCUUUUGGCAAGGAUUACCGCAUCUACCAGCAGAACGUCGACUUAGAUGCCUUUUUUGGCGAGGAGCCCAAGUACGAGAAGGUGUCGGAUGUCUGCCUGCUAAAUGACCACUUUAUCCUGGUAAAGAUGCCGCCACCAGAUCCUUCCCCGCCUCCUCUAAAGUCCAAGCUUCCUCGGUGUUUCAAAUGUAAUCGUGGUAGUCGUGUUUCUCCCAUUCGGGAGGAAGCGGAUGAGGAACCCUCUCCCUGGUCAUCGCGCGAUCAAAACGAGAUCGAGGUCUUCGAUUCCAGUACCAGGCUAACUAAUAAGCCAACUCCCGUGAUAGUGGAGCAGCCACAUCCCACGCUGCAGCUGGAGGCGAUCCAAUCCGUGGCUCCGGGGCAGCUGAAGGUGCCGCCCAUAAGUCGGGGACCACUCCACUGGUUCCUCUGGCCCUUCCGACGGCGUCUGGACACCAGGAGCCAGUCGAAACUUCCACUGGCCGCCGUCCAUAAGACCUACUUUGUGCGGUGGAGCAAGCCGCCGGAUACACUUUGGCAUGGAUUCGGAGUGGACACGGUAGAGGUGCAGAAAUCCGAGCUUCGACGUUGCCGUUCGGCAGUUUUCUGAACUAUCCGCUAACGAUUUUGUAUAUAUUUUUUACGCUUACUAUCUUAAGGGUCCAUUACUUGAAGGAAAUCAAGGGUUUCAAUAAAAGUUUUAAAAUAACUUAUGCAAAAAUAUU
Molecule: messenger RNA, 928 nt
Organism: Drosophila takahashii
Lineage: Eukaryota; Metazoa; Arthropoda; Insecta; Diptera; Drosophilidae
Source: RefSeq, a predicted model, not a curated record